Molecule: messenger RNA, 2438 nt
Organism: Chara braunii
Lineage: Eukaryota; Viridiplantae; Streptophyta; Charophyceae; Charales; Characeae
Source: the annotation of a GenBank genome assembly
GCGUUUGAACUGCCUAUUGCCUGCCUGCCCCCUACCCGUGAUGAUCCCCUACCCCCAUAGUGAACGCACCCCAUCCUGACGCCGAAAUCGACCUACCCACGCGAUUGCGAGCCAUUCCCUGGACGCCACGUGCUGGUUCCAUUGAGCCGGGUGAAGGUAUAAGAUGGCGAUGGCAGCAUCGCCAGCUGCUCUGGGGGCGUCAUCUGGUGUCGUGGCUGCAGCUCGUGAAACAAGGAGAGUGAUAAAUGAAAGAGGGGAGAAAUCAAGAAGCGUGCCUGUUGCUAAGAUGGGUUCAGAGGGGUGGGCGAGACAAGCCGGGGAUGCCAGCGGCAGAGGGUUCAGUGCACGGCGGGGAUCUGACUUCUGCAUUUGUCAUCGAAAAUGCAUGAAGAGUACCGGAGGCGUGCUGGGGGCGGCUGGGAGCAAAUGGAACGUAGACAGAAGCGACCAUGGCGACAAGUCCCGCACUGGUGCAAAGAAGAACUCAGCAACCGUCAUCUGUAAUAGCCUCUCGCCGCCUCCACUCCCACUGGUCGAAGAGAUCUCUGACAUCACAGACACAGCCAGCCGCACUGCCACAAACACAUGCAAACCGGCCGGGAGUGGGAUAGUGAAUUCGGAACCACGAGAAGUUGCAGCAGCGACUGCAGCACAUGGAGGGCGGCGAUCAGUCAUCCUGGCGUCAUCAUUUGGGGUAUUUACGGCCCUGCUCCUCGGCCAGCAAGUCCCACAAAGUCACGAUGAACAAAACGAGGGAUGGGAAAAAGCAUGGAGACAAACCCAUCUUCCUUCUGCUUCUGCUGCUACCACCUCGUCUUCGAUGACGGCUGCCACGACAACGGCAACAACCUCGUCAACCUCGUCAUCCUCGUCGCCCUCGUCCCGGGCAGGAAAAGAGUUGUUAUAUGACGAGCAGAAGCUGCUUUCUCAGAAUAGGAGGAUGCAGGAUGUGAACGGUGCGCCUGCGGAUUUCCCCGGGUUCAUCAGGGAGGGCUUCAAAGUGCAGGUGAUUACCAACGAUGACUAUGUUACGACGAAUGAAGGGCUCAUCUUCAAGGACUACGAGGCUGGUCAAGUUAAUCAACCGCCUCCUAUGGAUGGGCAGCAAGUGGUGUUCCAUUACACGGCGUACAACGAGCUGGGUAAGAGAGUGGACACCAGCUACAGACAGGGGAAGCCGACAGAAGUACGAAUGGGAAAUAACGUGAUGAUUCCGGGUUUUGAAUUGGGUCUGAAGACGAUGCAUGUUGGUGGAAGAAGACGACUGGUUGUUCCGCCGGAACUGGGUCCACCUGUGGGACCAGGCACCUUCUUCAGCGCAAAGCAAUUCGAAGUGUUCGAUGUCGAGCUGCUUGCUGUCAACGACUGUAAGCGACAGCAAAUUGGAUUCGUCUCGACCGUUGUUUCAGAGGAAGUGGUAAAAAGUGGAACCGCAGCAGAGACAACUGUUGUAGUAGGAACCGCAGCAGAGGCAACUUCCGUAGCAGGGACCGCAGCGGAGGCAACUUCCGUAGUAGAAACUGCUGGAGUGAAACCCGGAGUUGAAACAGCAGCAAUAGAAACUGCAGCAGUGGAGACCACAACUGUAGCAGCAGUAGAAACUGCAGCAGUGGAGACCACAGCUGUGGAAGCGGCGGCAGUGGGAACCGCAACAGUGGGAACUCCAUUAGCAGCAAAUGAACAAGCAGUGACAGGACGAGCAGCGGAGGCAAUUUCCGUAGCAGAAACUGUUGGAGUGAAACUCGGAGUUGAAACAACAGCAGUAGAAACUGCAGCAGUGGAGACUACAGCGGUGGAAGCGGCGGCGGUGGGAACCGCAACAGUGGGAAUUGCAUUAGCAGCAGAUGAACAAGCAGUGACAGGACGAGCGCGAUGUGGGGAUAAAAAAGAAAGUGGGUGAUGCAAGGACCAUCGCAGCAUGUGCCGGAACCACUGAGAGAGAUGGGUGACGUGUGUAGGAUAGCGACGUUGGCGGGAGCGUGUGUAGCAGGUUCAUCCUUUAGCGAGGGCUGGCGGGGAAUGGCCACGAGAAAGCAUGCGACGAGUGAGUGUUGUCGCUGCAGUUCGGAAGUCCUGCCAAUUAUUGCAGAUGCGUUCAAAUCUGGUCAAUUGCCCAGUGAACACACCUGCCGGUUGAUGGGAAGGGAUGUUGGAGGUAGCACUUGGAUAGCGAAUAACAGGGAAAUCCCAAGCAACCGCUUUAUCAAACACGCUCAUGUGAAGCGAACCAUCAGAACGUACCCGUAGAUGCAUACCUAAAAAGGUACACGAGUCAUCUGUAGCCGUAGUUUCCUUCCACUCAAGCCCAUAGUGCUCUGAAGGAGGAGGUAAUUGCUCCCAUGAAAUAACAUCAUCAAUGAGGCGGUAAGUGAAGGCGUAUCGCUGAGCGGCUUGGGGAUCAUGUUGACGAAUAUCAUCAAUAAAGCGUGCUCCAUCCC